AUGGCCGUGAUGGGUGGACGCAUGACAAUUGCCAAGAUGUUUCUCGAGUAUGGUGCUGACAUUCUCACCACGAAUCCUGAGCAUGGCCGAACUCUGCUAUUAUGGGCCGCAAAGAAUGGUGAUGGGAUGGUGGUGAGGCACCUGCUCGAGAAUGGUAUUAGUGUGGAUUCCACAGACACUGAAUACAGCCGGGCACCGUUGUGCUGGGCUGCAGGAGAAGGAAAUGACGCAAUGGUCAGGCUGCUACUUGCGAGCAACGCAAAGGUAAACUGGGCAGACGGUGAUGGUCAGACGCCGCUGCUUCGGGCUGCAGAAAGAGGACAUGAUGCAGUGGUCGACCUGCUACUUGCCAGCAACGCAGAGGUAGAUUUGGCAGACUCCCAUGGUCAGACGCCGCUGCUUCGGGCUGCAGAAAGAGGACAUGAUGCAGUGGUCGACCUGCUACUUGCCAGCAACGCAGAGGAAGAUUUGGCAGACUACCAUGGUCAGACGCCGCUGCUUCGGGCUGCAGAAAGAGGACGCGACGCAGUGGUCAAGCAGCUACUUGCUAGAAACGCAGAGGUAAAUAUGGCAGAUGGGAGUGGUCAAACACCGCUGUUUCGUGCUGCAACACAGGGUCACGAAACGGUCGUCGAGAUGUUGCUGGAAUAUGGAGCCUUCCUGGACUCCGCGGACAGUAUGUAUAGCCGAACGCCCCUGUGCGCAGCCGCGCUGAAUGGGCGUGGGGCCGUGGUGAAGCUACUGCUCAAACGUGAUACCAAAGUAAACUCCAAGGAUCACCUGCACCGUACGCCACUAAUGUUAGCAGCGUUGAAGGGGCACGAGACAAUAGUCAAGCUACUUCUCUCCGUGGGCGCGGACGUCAACUCCAAGGACGUGUGUGGCCGAACGCCGCUGUUCUGGGCCGUAUAUUUUGGCAACGUAGCAACGGCCGCAGCGCUACUUGAGAAUCAUGCCGAUCCAAAUUCUAGAGACAACAAUCAGCGGACUAUGCUGGUGUGGGCUAUAGAGAGAGGUCAAGAAGCAAUGGUCAAGCUCCUCCUCGACCAUCGUGCGAACUCGGAUCUCACAGAUGAACAUGGUCGGACGCCUCUGUGUACGGCUGCGGAGGUAGGGCAUAUAGGUGCGGUUAAGCUACUGCUCAAUAACGGUGCCUAUGUAGACUCUAUCGACGUUCAAUAUGGUCGGUCACCGCUGUGGCGCGCUGCAGAAAGGGGACAUGCGGAAGUGGUUAAGCUCCUACUGGCGAAUGGCGCUGAAGUAGAUUUGACAGACAAUGAUGGUCGCAAGCCACUGUCUAGGGCUGCAGCGAAUGACCAUGAGGCAGUGGUGAAUCUCCUGCAACGAAGUGUUUGA
This is a messenger RNA of Penicillium egyptiacum, 1356 nucleotides long. NCBI's taxonomy places the organism in Eukaryota, Fungi, Ascomycota, Eurotiomycetes, Eurotiales, Aspergillaceae. The record is from the annotation of a GenBank genome assembly.